AUGGCGAAGGUCUUUCCAGAGCUGCGGCUGGUUGUCUUGGAACUGGAGGAGCCCCUCUACCUGGAUCUGGCUGCCAGAGAGCUGGGCUUGCAGGCCAGCGACAUGGACGUGUCGCGGCUCGAGGACUUCGUGGAGAGCCGUGGUGCUGAGCGCCGCAAGUGCGAUGCUCUACACUGGUCGUUGGACACACCGCACUUCUCUUUCUACAGGUACCGCGAAGUGUUCUAUUCUCGGCCCUACAUUUUGGCACUGUACAACCUGCAGGGUUGCAACAGCCCUUGGAAGCUGGACGGGGUCCCCACCGACAGGUACUACUGUGAAUACCAGUAUCAGACCUUCAGGGCAACGAUCUGUGGGAAGGUAGACGUGGAUCAGUUUGCCGAGAUAAGUGGCCAGGACGUGUAUUUCCCAACUGUGGCUUCCGGCUGCGGGCAAAACCUUUGUUUCUGCCAUGCUCAUUCAGACGCCUUCUACGACUUCAACCUUGAGUUCUUGUGCAGGGAGGGAGAGCCGGUGCAAUUCGCCAGUCAAUGGAGUCAAGACUAUUUCUUAGUGCACAAUGUGUUUGGGGAGGAGACGCGGGGCCGGGGUGUGUAUGUGGAUGUUGGCUCAUCCCACCCGUUCCAUCUGUCGAACACGGCCUUCGUGGACAGCUGCAUGGGUUGGCAAGGUUUGUGCUUGGAGCCGAAUCCGCGCUUGAAGCAUAUGAUCCAGGGCCUCCGUGGCUGCCAAGUUGUGGAUGCCUGCGCAUGGGCCAACGAGACCACAAUGAAAUUCGCGAACGGCUUGGAGCUGGCUGCGCGGACGGACAAAGCCGAGCUGAAGCCGAGCCUGCCCGGCGAGAUCUCUGAGGACUUGUGGGUUUCGGAAACGUUCUUCGAGGCUCGCUGCGCGCCUCUCCACCAGCUGCUUCUGGAAGGCAUGGCCAAGCUGCUGAAGCCAGGAGAUCUCCAGGAUGUCCUUCGCGAGAAACAGAGGCCACGCAUCGACCUCAUCUCUGUAGAUGCCGAAGGUGCCGAGAUGGAGAUCUUCAGGGACUUCCCGUUUCAAUCUUGGGACAUCCGCUGCAUCAUCGUGGAAACAAGUCGGAGGACCUCCAUGGCCUUGGACAGCUUAUUCUUGCCACAGGGCUUUGUGAAGGUGGCUGUUCUGGGUAAGGAUGCCAUCUAUUUGAGCACGAGCCAGCUGAAGACAUACCCCAUCAGUGGGCAGCUGCAUCUGCCGACAGCCAUUUACUGGAAUGAGCCCGGCUCGGACUCGGAGUUUACCGAUUACGUGCGUUUCCAGCGAUUCUUCGGCCUGGACGGCGACCUGGACGAGGACGUCGGCGAUCAGAGGCUCCUGAACGAGUCGGAGCUGGAGCGCCAGGCCGUGCGCCAGGAGGCCAAGAACCAACGCUCCCAGCAGGAGGCCCUGGAGGUUGCGCAAGGAGCCUUCAUCCGCUCUAUCCUUUCCGAGGAGCAGAAACAGCUCGUGCAGCAAGAGGGCAUCAAGGAGAUUUUCCACGAUCCUUUCGUUCGCAAAGCUCUCAUGCGCCUGCACCAAGAUCCGGACGUUUUUUGGGAUGAGCUCCGGGCGAGCUCCCGAUUGAAGGCACACGUCAAGCAGCUCUGUGACCUCGACUUGGUGGAGCAUUCGGAGCUUUGCCUUGCUUUGACCUAG
Molecule: messenger RNA, 1662 nt
Organism: Symbiodinium sp. CCMP2592
Lineage: Eukaryota; Dinophyceae; Suessiales; Symbiodiniaceae
Source: the annotation of a GenBank genome assembly